AUGGAAACUGACCAGGACAUGCAUGAUCAAGCCAUGGCUGGGGAAGAGACAGACCUCGAUGAAAAGUACCCCAAUCGCCCCCAAAACAAAGCUCCGACCCUGCCGUUCCACGAUCUCUACGAAACGCUUUUCCGUCCGCUCAGGGAGAUAAAGAAGAAGCCCGUUGGACCAGCAGGAAACAGGAGAAAGGCCGGACCACAUGGCCUGUCAGCUGCGAACCUGAAUCCUAUCGAAAGGCGACGCGAUAUAAUAGAGCGCUUCAUUUCAAGAUGGAGGAAAGAGGUCGGCGAUGACAUAUAUCCAGCGUUCCGCUUAAUUCUCCCGGACAAAGAUCGAGAUCGGGCAAUGUAUGGAAUGAAAGAGAAGAUAAUAGGGAAAAUGCUGGUCAAUAUUAUGAAGAUCGACAAAAACUCCGAAGACGGUUUCAAUCUCUUGAACUGGAAACUCCCCGGUCAAUCUGCUACCUCGAGCAUGGCAGGCGACUUUGCGGGCAGAUGUUACGAUGUCGUCUCGAAGCGGCCGAUGCGCACGGAAUUCGGGAAUAUGCUGAUUGAAGAGGUUAAUGAGAAGCUUGACCAACUGUCGAGUGCGUCCAAAGAGGAGGAGCAGUUACCCAUUCUUGCGGAAUUCUACCGGCGCAUGAACCCCGAAGAGCUAGCAUGGUUGAUCAGGAUCAUUCUCCGGCAAAUGAAGCUUGGGGCGACGGAGCGGACCUUUUUCGAUGUCUGGCAUCCAGAUGCGGAAAAUCUAUACAGCAUCUCGAGUAGUCUUCGUCGUGUCUGUUGGGAGCUACAUGAUCCCAAUAUCCGACUCGACGCGGAGGAUCGAGGCGUGUCGCUGAUGCAAUGCUUCCAACCGCAACUUGCUCAGUUCCAGAUGCAGUCACUAGAUCGUAUGAUAGCUCGCAUGAGGCCAACUGAGGACGAUCCUGUUUUCUGGAUUGAAGAAAAGCUCGAUGGAGAGCGUAUGCAGUUGCAUAUGGUGUCGGAUGCUUCUGCGCCAGGGGGUAGAAGGUUUCGAUUUUGGUCGAGGAAGGCCAAAGACUAUACAUAUCUGUACGGAAACGGUAUAUACGACGAGGCUGGAUCUUUGACCCGUCACCUUAAAGAUGCGUUUGCAGACGGAGUAGAUAACCUCAUAUUGGAUGGAGAGAUGAUUACGUGGAAUACCGAACAAGAUGCACCUGAGCCCUUUGGUACACUUAAGACGGCUGCUUUAUCCGAACAGAGAAACCCUUUUCGACAAGGUAUUCAUCCACUAUUCAGAGUCUUUGACAUUCUUUAUCUCAACGGCCGAGACCUGACACGGUACACACUCCGAGAUCGUCGAAAUGCCCUGCAGAAAGUCAUAAAGCCCGUACAUCGCCGCUUCGAAGUGCACUCCUAUGAAGAGGCUACAACCAAAGCUGAGGUUGAAGCUUCUCUCAGAAAGGCAGUUGCAGAAGCUUCUGAGGGCUUGGUCCUGAAGAAUCCUAGGUCGCCAUACCGACUGAACGAACGGCAUGAUGACUGGAUGAAGGUGAAGCCCGAGUACAUGACUGAAUUUGGGGAAUCUCUUGACCUUGUCGUGAUUGGGGGCUACUAUGGGUCUGGACACCGCGGCGGCAAACUCUCCAGCUUUCUAUGUGGUUUGAGGGUUGACGAAGGACAAUCUUCUCAAGGCUCAAAUCCUACCAAGUGCUACUCUUUCUGCAAAGUUGGCGGGGGCUUCACAGCCGCUGAUUAUGCGAAUAUCAGGCAUCACACUGACGGCAAGUGGGUGGAGUGGAAUCCCAAGAAGCCUCCCACGACGUACAUCGAGCUUGCAGGUGGUGACUCCCAGUAUGAGCGGCCGGAUAUGUGGAUUAAGCCGGAGGACUCGGUAGUUAUCUGCGUAAAAGCAGCGUCUGUGUCAGUCAGCGAUCAAUUUCGAAUAGGCUUGACGCUUCGGUUUCCCCGGUUUAAGCGGCUACGCAUGGAUAAAGACUGGAAAAGCGCUCUGUCUGUGCAGGAGUUCCUAGAUCUCAAGUCCCAUGCCGAACAGGAACAUCGAGAGAAAGAGUUCAAUGUCGAAAAUUUCCGCAAGAAGCGCGUCAAGAAAACGACAAAAAAACCGCUUGCGAUAGCAGGAUAUGACGAAAACGCUGAAGUCCAAUACGCCGGUCCAUCGGGACAUAUAUUCGAUGGACUCAAUUUCUUCAUCUUGACCGACUCGAACGCGCCCGUAAAGAAGUCAAAGGCUGAGCUGGAGAAUUUGGUUAAAGCCAACGGGGGCAGAAUCUUUCAGACGAAUGAUGCUGUACCUGAUACAAUCUGCAUCGCAGAUAGGAGAACGGUAAAGGCAGCAUCUUUGCAAAAGAAGGGGGAUAUCGAUAUUAUUAGGCCGUCCUGGAUUCUCGACUGUAUCAAACAGAGCGAGAUCGACGCGGGACUCCCAGACUUACUUCUUCCUCUUGAGCCUGGGCAUAUGUUUUUUAUGACCAAAGACAAGGAAGAGAUCGUCGCAGGUAGCCUGGAUCAGUUCAACGAUAGCUAUGCCCGAGAUAUUACUGUCGAGGAACUGCGAAACCUCCUGGAUCAGAUGGCAAAAGAUGGAAAAACCGACAGCUUCUGCAGUCCUGAAGCCAUACAGAAGGUCACAGAACACAUCCAAGAGAAGGUGGACUCCGGGUGGACAAUGCCAUGCGGUUGGCUGUUCAAAGGACUGGUCCUUUGUUUCCCCGAGAACGAAAACGAUUCGGCUUCAGAAGGCCCUGAGCCGAAGCAAUCACAACGAAUCCAUCUAGCCCAGAACACGGCCAAAUUCGCAGGCGCCAGCGUUACAACCUCAUUAAAGGAUACAUCUAUUACUCAUGUGGUCGUGGACCCGGACUUCACAUCGUCUGAAUUACCCAAACUCCGCAGAACACUCUCAACGCGGAGGAAGCUACCGCAUAUCGUCAAGGUAAAUUGGAUUGAAGACAGUUGGAAAGAGAAUACUCUUUUGGAUGAAGAGCAGCACAUGCCAGUUUACAUGCGCAGAUACCCCAACAUUCAACUCAUGAAGGUCUGA
This is a messenger RNA of Aspergillus nidulans FGSC A4, 3030 nucleotides long. RefSeq names its product DNA ligase (ATP) DNL4. Gene Ontology annotation, biological process: DNA metabolic process; DNA biosynthetic process; DNA recombination. The record is from RefSeq and is a predicted model, not a curated record. NCBI's taxonomy places the organism in Eukaryota, Fungi, Ascomycota, Eurotiomycetes, Eurotiales, Aspergillaceae. The transcript has 7 exons. Gene Ontology annotation, cellular component: nucleus. Gene Ontology annotation, molecular function: ATP binding; DNA ligase (ATP) activity; DNA ligase activity. The coding region runs from base 1 to 3030 and encodes 1009 amino acids.